UCAUUCUCUUUGGAUUGUGCCCUCCGUACGGUUAGGAAGCUCGCGGCUUUUGUACCCCUUCGACAGUCGACCAGUGUGUGUGUGUAAAGCUAGCAAAAAAAAAAUCUAAAAAUGUCGGGCAAGAAAACUGCUGAUCCAUACGGAUUCGCCAAGGAUUUUUUGGCCGGCGGUAUCUCUGCUGCUGUCUCCAAAACAGCCGUAGCCCCGAUCGAACGUGUUAAGCUUUUGCUCCAGGUGCAAGCUGCUUCGAAACAGAUUGCCGUCGAUCAGCAGUACAAAGGAAUCGUCGACUGCUUCGUUCGUAUCCCGAAGGAACAAGGCGCGCUAGCUUUCUGGAGAGGUAACCUUGCCAAUGUGAUCCGGUAUUUCCCAACACAGGCACUGAACUUUGCCUUCAAGGAUGUCUACAAACAGAUUUUCUUGGGUGGUGUCGAUAAGAACACUCAAUUCUGGAGGUACUUCCUUGGAAAUCUCGGAUCGGGUGGUGCCGCUGGUGCCACUUCGCUGUGCUUUGUCUACCCACUCGACUUUGCCCGUACCCGUCUAGGUGCGGACGUUGGUCGCGGUGCUGGUCAGCGCGAGUACAACGGUCUGUUGGAUUGCCUGAAGAAGACAGUCAAAUCUGACGGCAUUGUUGGUCUAUACCGUGGCUUCAACGUUUCGGUACAAGGUAUCAUUAUCUAUCGUGCUGCCUACUUCGGCUGCUUCGAUACCGCCAAGGGAAUGUUGCCAGAUCCGAAAAACACCUCUAUCUUCGUCUCAUGGGCCAUCGCUCAGGUUGUCACGACGGCUUCCGGUAUCAUCUCGUAUCCAUUCGAUACCGUCAGAAGACGCAUGAUGAUGCAGUCCGGCCGUGCCAAGUCCGAAAUCAUGUACAAGAAUACAUUGGAUUGCUGGGUCAAGAUCGGAAAGCAGGAAGGUUCCGGAGCUUUCUUCAAGGGAGCUUUCUCCAACAUCCUUCGUGGUACUGGUGGCGCGCUGGUGCUCGUGUUCUACGAUGAGCUCAAGGCUUUGAUGGGUUAGGUUUAAGGCUAGCGAAAACACACACACAGCUAACUAACUUCUAAAUCAAUUUAAGUGAAAAAAGCAGUAAAAACCGUAA
This is a messenger RNA of Sabethes cyaneus, 1102 nucleotides long. Its product is annotated as ADP,ATP carrier protein 1. Gene Ontology annotation, molecular function: ATP:ADP antiporter activity. Bases 112 to 1023 code for a protein of 303 amino acids. Gene Ontology annotation, biological process: mitochondrial ADP transmembrane transport; mitochondrial ATP transmembrane transport. Gene Ontology annotation, cellular component: mitochondrial inner membrane. The transcript is spliced from 3 exons. The record is from RefSeq and is a predicted model, not a curated record. Lineage: Eukaryota; Metazoa; Arthropoda; Insecta; Diptera; Culicidae.